GUGGGUUGUUACAGCCUCCAGUUCGUCUGGUUUCGCAGCCUCAACCAGCUCGAAGACUAGACCCACCAUCCAGAUUUUCUGGGAGGAAUGACAGAGGUGGAGAUCCUAUGCCGAACCGAAAGGAUGACAGGAGUCGUGAAAGAGAACGAGAGAGACGCAGGUCCCGGGAGAGGUCGCCCCAGCGAAAACGCUCCAGAGAGAGGUCACCCCGGCGGGAGAGGGAGAGGUCGCCUCGGAGACCCCGGCGUGUUGUUCCUCGUUACACCAUCCAGUUUUCCAAGUUCUCAUUGGACUGCCGUAGCUGUGAUAUGAUGGAGCUCAGGAGGCGUUACCAGAACUUGUACAUCCCAAGCGAUUUCUUUGAUGCCCAGUUUACAUGGGUGGAUGCUUUUCCUAUGUCUAGACCAUUUCAGCUGGGAAACUACUGUAAUUUCUACGUAAUGCAUAGAGAAGUAGAUCCUAUAGAUAAGAAUGCUGCAGUCCUUGAUCCGCCCGAUGCUGAUCAUCUGUACAGUGCAAAGGUGAUGUUGAUGGCUAGUCCUAGCAUGGAAGAUCUCUAUCAUAAGUCAUGUGCUCUGGCUGAAGAUCCCCAAGAGCUUCGUGAUGGAUUUCAGCAUCCUGCUAGACUUGUAAAGUUUUUAGUGGGUAUGAAAGGCAAAGACGAAGCUAUGGCUAUUGGAGGACACUGGUCCCCAUCACUGGAUGGACCUGACCCGGAGAAGGACCCUUCCGUGCUGAUAAAGACAGCUAUCCGUUGUUGCAAGGCUCUUACAGGGAUUGACUUAAGUGUGUGCACACAAUGGUACCGUUUUGCAGAGAUUCGAUACCAUCGCCCUGAGGAGACCCACAAGGGGCGUACAGUUCCUGCUCAUGUGGAGACAGUGGUUUUAUUUUUCCCGGAUGUUUGGCAUUGCCUUCCCACCCGCUCAGAGUGGGAAACCCUCUCCCGAGGAUACAAGCAGCAGCUGGUCGAGAAGCUUCAGGGUGAACGCAAGGAGGCUGAUGGAGAACAGGAUGAAGAGGAAAAGGAUGAUGGGGAAGCUAAGGAGAUCUCUACACCUACACACUGGUCGAAACUGGAUCCAAAAACAAUGAAGGUAACAGACACUUCUGAAAAUUGCAUUUCACUGUAGAAUUUCUCUUUUAAGACAUGACCUGAAUUGUAGUUCCAUUAACUCGGCA
Acanthisitta chloris (rifleman) is the source of this 1182-nucleotide messenger RNA. Its product is annotated as cell division cycle and apoptosis regulator protein 1. The annotation marks the transcript as partial. The record is from RefSeq and is a predicted model, not a curated record. NCBI's taxonomy places the organism in Eukaryota, Metazoa, Chordata, Aves, Passeriformes, Acanthisittidae. Gene Ontology annotation, biological process: regulation of DNA-templated transcription. Gene Ontology annotation, cellular component: nucleus. The transcript has 7 exons.